This is a messenger RNA of Papilio polytes (common Mormon), 1473 nucleotides long. It is a transcript of the gene La, whose product is annotated as la protein homolog. Gene Ontology annotation, biological process: positive regulation of translation; RNA processing. NCBI's taxonomy places the organism in Eukaryota, Metazoa, Arthropoda, Insecta, Lepidoptera, Papilionidae. The transcript has 7 exons. The record is from RefSeq and is a predicted model, not a curated record. Bases 192 to 1325 code for a protein of 377 amino acids. Gene Ontology annotation, molecular function: RNA binding. Gene Ontology annotation, cellular component: cytoplasmic stress granule; ribonucleoprotein complex; cytosol.
CUUGACACUCGUACGACAAUUUCACCAACAUCACCAAACCAAACCAAACCAUUUUGAUAUUGCGCCGGCGUGUUCGUUCUUAUUGAAUGAAAACUAAAACACGUGUUUCGAUAUAAGGAUAAUUUCCAGCUAAGUUUAAACACUUAUCGUAGAUAUUAAAGUCUAGAAUCAGUAAAGAUCUAUUUUCUGCAAUGACUGAAGAAAAAGAAGUAGCGACUGAAACCAACGGUCAAGAAAAUGAUAAAGAGAAUAAUGCCGAGGAGGAAACUCAUUUAGAAAGUGCCAUUAUACGACAAGUUGAAUACUAUUUCGGCGAUGUCAAUCUGCCUCGGGACAAAUUUUUGGGUGAACAAGUUACCCUGGAUGAUGGCUGGGUGCCCCUCGAUGUGCUCACAAAGUUCAACAGACUGGCUAAACUGACUAUGGACACAGAUAUCAUUGCUAAUGCUCUUGCCAAAUCAACAUCUGGUCUUCUAGAAAUUUCAGAUGAUAACAAAAAAGUAAGACGAAAUCCCGAGUUACCAAUCCCAGAGAUGAAUGAGGAGCGUCGCAAAGAAAUGAUGGCAAGAACUAUCUAUGUUAAAGGUUUUGCUAAAGAUUUAACAUUGGACGACCUUCUGAAGUUCUUCAAAGAUUAUGAUGGUGUUGAAAAUAUUAUUAUGAGGAGAUAUCAAGAUAGACAGACCAAGAAGAGACAUUUCAAAGGAUCAAUAUUUACAACUUUUAAGACUAAAGAACAGGCUGAUAAAUUUAUGGAAAACAAAGGUCUGAAACACAAUGACACAGAACUGAUUAUUCUCUGGCAAGACAAUUAUCUGCAGAUGAAGCAUGAGGAGCAUGCAGCAAAGAAAGAACAGAGAAACAAGAAAAAUAAGGAAAGAGAAGAGAAAAAGGAAGAAAAGGAAUUCAAACUGCCGACGGGCACUGUGUUGCAUUUCAAGCAAGAUAACGAAAAAAUGACCAGAGAAAAUAUUCAUGAAGCCUUAGUGGCUUUAGGUGCGGAAAUAGCUUUUAUAAGCUACAAAGUCGGAGAAAAAGAAGGUUGGGUGCGUCUCACUAAAGAAGAUGCAGCGAAAACCGUAGCCGAGAAGAUACCUGAUGGUAAAUUGACAAUCGCGGAAACAGAAGUUGUGUUCAAACUUCUAGAAGGUGAUGAAGAGAAGGCGUAUUUAGAUAAAACUAUUGAAGAAAUGGCGAAACGUCGCAGAAACCAGAAAAACUUCAAACAGAACAAGGGAAAGAAUUACAAAGGGAAACAGAAUAGGAAACGUAAACAAGACGACCAUGGUGAUGCGCCGCCGACUAAAGUUAAGGCUGAUAGCUAAUUAGAUAUUUGUACUGAAAGCAUUAAACAUUUAUUAAACUAAGGAUCCUUAUAAAAACUAUUUCAAAAUAUUUCCUAUAAAAUAUGUGAUUUGUAAUAGUUGUUGUGCAGUUAAAGUAAUUUGCUAUAAAGAAAUUAGAAACAACAUA